Molecule: messenger RNA, 1750 nt
Organism: Dendronephthya gigantea
Lineage: Eukaryota; Metazoa; Cnidaria; Anthozoa; Malacalcyonacea; Nephtheidae
Exons: 4
Coding region: 337-1422 (361 amino acids)
Source: RefSeq, a predicted model, not a curated record
UAAUACGAUACAUAACACUGACUUUGCAAAUAUAGAGCUUCGCAACCGUAGGAAAGGACACAUCGUAUCGCGGUGUCAAAGUGCAAGGCUUCCUCCUUUGGUGCUUGGUUUCAUAACUCACGUUGAAAGGAAAUUAAAGAAGCACAACUCACGGAAGUAAGCUCUCGACAAGCCAAGGUUUACGUACACAAAACACAAAGAAUCGCGAAUGGAAAUUCAGUAGGAAAUGAAGAUUUGAUAGUCGCUUCAUUUUCGUCUCAACAAUAUCUCAACGAAGAGGCACUGAAACCCUAACUGUCAUUUAUCACUGAAGAUAUUUCAUCGACGGAUUUCACAAUGGUUGAUGUUUCAAAGCGGCUGAGUGGCUCGCCUAAAAUUCAACCAAAACCCAUUCGUAUGAAGAAAUGGAUGUCCGAACCAAAUAUUUUGCAAGGUGAUGAUGAAGACGAUUGGAUAAAAGAGAAAGAUAAUAUGGAAGAGAAAGGAGUCUCAUUCUCUGAUGAAGUCCCAGAACCUUCUCAAUUGGUUCAUAUAAAUAAACAGCGAGUACAGCUCAGACCAAAACGUCGUCUUCCGUCGCGAGAUUUUGUGAAAUCUCGAGCUAGCAUGGACUUUGAUAUCGCUUUUCCUGAAGAAAUCAAAGAGGAGGAAGAGGAUAGCGAGGAUGAUGAGAUUACGGAGAAUGUAAACACCUCAGAGGUGCACACCUCAGCACGACCCACACCUCCAAUUCCCGCACCUAAACCUACACCAGAACGUAAUGGAUGGAAGUUACCAACUCCUGCAUCUGGAGUGGUUUUGAGAAAAACAAAUCAAGAAAUAGCCGAGGAUGUGAAAUCAGACGAAGUCGAGGAAAUUAGGAAGAAUGGAAAUGACAUUACACCACAAUCUUCGCCGGAAAAGAAACACAAAGAACAGAAAAGAAUCAAACAUUUAUUUAAAUUCCGUCGAAGCCGUAAAGAAAAAAUAAGAAGACAAACGUCGGAUGGAGAAAUUGAAGGAAAAACUAAUUUGACCGAAACUUAUUCGAUGUCGGUAGAUUCCGGAUUGCGACCUCUCGGCGAAGAGUCACGACGACGUAAGCCGAAUAGACGUUCGGCUAAGUCGGACAGAAAAGGACUGAACUGGCUUUUGGGACUUUUUCAUAAAAAGAGUAGUCAUUCGGAUACAAAGGACACGAAAGAUACCGAAAACAUUCCGGGAGAUAACGAGGACACGUCAAAGGAUACCGAAGAACUACCGACAGAGCACGUCAUUGGCAGCCAGAGCGAUGGAAAUUCCAAUGGGGAUGCAAUUGCAACUGAAACUGUACCAGAAGAUGAGUUGAAAAACGGUCAUACGUCAUCACAUAAAGACCAGGAAAACCCAGAGACUGUGUCAGAUUUGAGACAAAAAUUUGAAAGACUUUCAGUAGCUUUCUAGCAUUUAAACUCAAGCAAUUACAAAAUAACGCGUUGAGACAUGGAAGAACAAGAGUUGCUUCAAUGACGCAUACAGAAACAUGGUGUUUAAAAAUCGCUUAAACGAUUUAGCCGAAAACGAAACAUAAUAUCAUAUCUGAUAAAAUAUUUUUAUGCUAUUAUACCCAGUCGAAGUUCUGAUAUACAAAUGAAAUACUGGGCAUGAAGAUUCAGUUCAGUUCAGUUUAGUUCGUAUGAAUAAAAAACAUAAUUAUCUCCGUGAAUAUAUACAGGGGGGAGCCACCGUAGAAAAAAAUAUGAAAUAUCACCUUUUGAUAAAUAUAUCUUUG